This is a messenger RNA of Torulaspora delbrueckii, 1932 nucleotides long. It is a transcript of the gene FPS1, whose product is annotated as Fps1p. The coding region runs from base 1 to 1932 and encodes 643 amino acids. NCBI's taxonomy places the organism in Eukaryota, Fungi, Ascomycota, Saccharomycetes, Saccharomycetales, Saccharomycetaceae. The transcript has a single exon. Gene Ontology annotation, molecular function: glycerol channel activity; water channel activity. Gene Ontology annotation, biological process: glycerol transmembrane transport; water transport. The record is from RefSeq and is a predicted model, not a curated record. Gene Ontology annotation, cellular component: plasma membrane.
AUGAAUGACUUCCUGGCGGACCCAGAAUCACGCCCAGUGGAUAUGAAGAAGUCUACUGACGACCCUCAUUUCACCGAACAAAGGUCUCGGAGUAGUACUAAUCACUCUCACAAAAGCUCGAAUAGUAAUGAUGAGUACGAUUAUGAAAUGCAAAGUUAUUGGCCCAGACCAUCGUUCUCUAGAGGGCAGUCCCGUACAUCCUAUAUCCCACAAUAUUCGACGUACAAUGGUGGACAGUUUCCAAUGCAUCAUGUUGUGCCUAAUACUCAAAUGGCUAUGUCCUCUAGUGCCGACACUUCUGGUGGUGCGAACGGCCAUUUGCCUGGUACUGAAAAUUCAAAAUCAGAGCUCAGACCAAGGGCUACGACUGUAUCGUCGAAUUUCGUCAACCUUGGUGAGUUCUUUAGGAAUAAUGACGAUAUGGAAUCUCAUCAUACCUCGGAUCAUAGGUCUCAUCGUGGCUCAACGAGCAACAAGUCUAAUACUGACCAUUCUUAUUCAAAUGAAGAUAACGAGUCUGAUCCAAGGAAUGUACCGAUGAUGGUGAGACCAAAGACUCUGUACCAAAAUCCUCAAACUCCGACAGUUCUUCCUUCGACCUACCAUCCCAUUAAUAAAUGGUCCACAGUGAAACACAGCUAUUUGAAAGAAUUUCUGGCAGAGUUUAUGGGUACCAUGAUAAUGGUUGGAUUUGGUAGCGCUGUUUGUUGCCAGGUUUUUGCCGCUGGGAAGAUUCAGCAGAAUCAAUUCGAUGAUGCAUUGUCACUGCUGACCAAUGCAUCGGGCGAACUUGUUGAGACUGCAAAGACUUUCAAGUAUUUGGUUACAUCAGUAAACGGUGGUACUUUCGACGACGUAGCCUUUGGUUGGGCAGGGGCCGUAGUGAUGGGUUAUUUCUGCGCCGGAGGUAGUGCUAUCUCUGGUGCGCAUCUUAACCCAUCGAUCACAGUAGCCAAUUACAUCUUUAGAGGUUUCCCAUCCAAAAAGAUUCCAUACUAUAUUGCGGGACAACUGACUGGUGGCUUUGUUGGUGCAUUGAUCAUAUUCAUUUUUUACAAGAAAGUUCUUCAAGAAGCUUACACUGAGUGGUGGACAUCAGAGAGCGUUGCAUCGAUGUUUUGUGUCUUCCCCAAACCAUAUUUAUCAUCGACUCGUCAAUUUGUUUCCGAAUUUGUAUGCACUGCAAUGCUACAAGCUAGUACUUUCGCCCUGACAGAUCCUUACACAUGUUUAUCCUCCGAUAUUUUCCCGCUGUUGUUGUUCGUCCAGAUCUACGUUAUAAACGCUUCUUUGUCGUACCAGACAGGCUCAGCGAUGAACAUGGCUCGUGAUUUGGGCCCUCGUCUAGCGUUGUACGCUGUUGGGUUUGAGAGAUCAGUGCUUUGGAGCUCUCACAAGCAUUUUUUCUGGGUCCCCAUCGUAGCACCUUUGGUAGGUUCAAUGACCGGUGCCCUAGUGUACGAUGUCUGCAUUUAUCAGGGACAUGAGUCCCCUGUGAACUGGCCGUUAUCUGUAUAUAAAGACAUGAUUUUGAGAGCGUGGAUCAGAAGACCUGGCUGGAAGAAGAGAAACAGAGGAAGGGCUACUUCAGAUCUCAGUGACUUCUCGUACGAUGAUGAUGAUGAUGAUGAUAAUAAUAAUGAUCAGGAUAACGAUAGCCAAAACAGAUUGGCACCUCCAAGAACGAGGACCCGCUCAACUGGUUCUGAUACAGAGGAUCAACCAAGACAAAAAGGUGUACAAUUCAAAUCAAUGCAAGGUAGAGCCAAGAGAUUCUACGGCGGUGUGCCAACUAUUCUGGAGGAUGAGGAUUCGAUAGCCACCGCAUCACUAGGUGGUGCUGCAUCCGAAUCAGUCGCGCUGUCCGAUGAAUCAUCCACUGAGGGCAACAAUGAAGUUGAUGACGGGGAGCACGAUAGAAAGACAAGGUAG